Penaeus monodon (black tiger shrimp) is the source of this 1510-nucleotide messenger RNA. RefSeq names its product inhibitor of nuclear factor kappa-B kinase subunit beta-like. The transcript is spliced from 3 exons. NCBI's taxonomy places the organism in Eukaryota, Metazoa, Arthropoda, Malacostraca, Decapoda, Penaeidae. Gene Ontology annotation, molecular function: IkappaB kinase activity. Gene Ontology annotation, cellular component: IkappaB kinase complex; cytoplasm. Gene Ontology annotation, biological process: tumor necrosis factor-mediated signaling pathway; peptidyl-serine phosphorylation; positive regulation of transcription by RNA polymerase II. The coding region runs from base 170 to 844 and encodes 224 amino acids. The record is from RefSeq and is a predicted model, not a curated record.
CGUCAUUGUCUUUGCUUCUUGAUUUUUCUUUUAAUAAGGAAAAAGUAAAAGAAGAUAUACAUUGUCAGGGCUUAAUUCAUAAUGAAAUAGAGAAUGCUUAGUGACAUAGCAAAUCUUCAGGCCCGUCACCAUCUCUUCAUGGAGGCGCUCAACACGGACCUCGACUACUAUGAUGAGCAGGCUUCUUCAGGACACCUUAGUAAGAGAUCUCUUUUUAUUACUCAUUGUAAGUUUUUGCCUUGACCUUCAGAUGAUUAAAGUGUUCGUAGUGGACUUGUGUCGCUUGCUGGAAUAUGAAGUGACAGAGUCCACAUCCCUGUCUGAGGUGCAGCAGUGGGUUGCACGUGACAGUGGGGUGUUGGUGGAUGACCAAAGGCCCCUACUCCCACGUGGGCAGCCCCCCGACCCCACUAGGCCUGCCAUCCAGUGCUGGGCCCCUCCGGAUGAAGAUGAAUGGUUGUUGUAUAUCUUUGCUGAGGGCAUGACGCGACCACAGGUGCCACCACACUUUCCACCUUUAGUAGAGGCAAUGUUAAGAGAACCCCGAACGGCUGUCGAAUACCAGACGCAGCGUAGAAUGUGGGCACAUGCUGUGUUCUUCCUUCAUCGGGAAGCCCGUCUCCUUACCCUGUUAACGCAAGCACAGAAAGUUUCAAUGCUUCACCUAAUGUCUGGCCAUGCUCAGUUAACCAAAACCGGCCAGAGAAUGCUUAGUGACAUUGCAAAACUUCAGGCCCGUCACCAUCUCUUCAUGGAGGCGCUCAACACGGACCUCGACUACUAUGAUGAGCAGGCUUCUUCAGGACGCCUUAGUAAGAGAUCUCUUUUUUUAUGGCUCAUUUGAUAUGUCUGGCUGUUUUUGGUUCUGUGGAUGUUUUGCUGGGAAUCAUUAGUUUUCUUCAUGAUAAGGUAGAUAUCCUUUGAUUUCUGAUUUGUUGUAUACUAGGAUACUUCAUUCAUAUAUCUAUCAAUAGGAUAUCAUAGCUUAACACAGGUUAAUUUGCAAUCAUUAGUUCUAAUCCACUGAACCUAGCACUAAUCAUAACCCAAACAGAAUGUUUUUGUUGUUAUAACCCUCUCAGUAUUUAAAUAUUUUGUAUGUAUGAUGAAAUAUGAAAUUCGCCUGCUGACAAGCGAGUGCCCCAUACACAAGCAGCACGCAUCUUUUAAACCUUCUGGAGCAAUACGGUUAUGGUGGUAUUCUCAUUGAGAAAAAAUUCCCAUCAUUCUCCCUCAUCAUCUCUCCUUUCUUUCUAUUUCUCUGUUUGACUUUGCAUUACUGCAGUAUUAUGACAUUAACCCACUGGAUCCCUGUCUUCACUGCCAAAAAUCCGAACAGUAGUCUUACAUGAGCAGCCACUCUGACAGGUGUGCAGCUCUUAGGCUGGGCUCACACAAACUCUCAUGUGUGUUGACAAGACUCCAUCCCUCCCCUUGUAAUGUUAUUUUCUCUUUUUCUGCAUAAGUGUUUUUAUCUUUUUUGCCAUUUUGCAAUGUCUAUAUUUGUCAU